UUUAAGCUAGUUUUUUUUCUCAUCUACUCUAAAACAAUAUUUUAUUUAUUUUCAUGAGAAAACUGUCAUUGCAUCCUGUCAGUGCGUCCCAAAAUAAACGAGUUUGAGUGAACACCCCUUAACGCUUCAGCUACCACCAGCUCUCUGAAGACUCAAAUAAUUUCACUGUAACUGUGUUCGGCUAUUAGCGCUGUUCUUUGUGAAUUGGACUGUUAGUGCAAUGAGGCUCAUUUGCAUAAAUAGGGCACAUUUUGUCUGGAUUUGACUUCAUUUAAAUGUGUAUAUUUCAUUUGGCAGCAAUUGCACUUUUCUACCUUUUUGUCUGAUUCGUGCAAGUUUAGUAUCCCUAAAAGCAACUCAAUCCUUUAGUGAAUUGGCCCCCCCUCUUUUUCUAACGCCACCUAUUGGCUUUUUUCAGUGCUGCGCUGCUCUAUCGGCACAUGAAACCAAUGAAGCCGAGCCUUUGGGAGUGGGUCUGUUUCUCAGCUCGGGGUUUAUAAAUAGAUUUACAAAGAGCAAUACGCUGCUGCUGUUGUUCCUACAUGAGCUACUACGUAACUCAUCACUGCUUCAGUGAGCCCAUAUUUGGAGAAAGGAUUUGGGAGUUUUUGAAUGGCAGUAGCUCACUAUUUGUGCGAAAAACCAGAAUUAAAGUCAAAACUGAAAUUAUAAUACAUUUUCCCUAGAAAAAGAAACAGUCUGUCUUGACAGUCUGGUCAUUCCCCAUAACUGGGCCAAUGAAAGACAGCUGAAGCUAGCUACCCCCCCUCCCCUAAAUGUCUAUCAGGGCUAACCUUAGCAAGGUAGGCUAACUAGCUAGUUAGCUAAUUUUCGCUUUCUGACUGGAAUGUGAGCUUAAAAGCACGACUGCAUUUCCUAAAUGUUGAAAGUUGUUAAAGUGUUAUCAGUGUAUUUUCCUACUAUUGCUACAUUCCAUUUACCUCGGAAAUUGGAAAUAGGAGCUUGCUAUGACGUCACACCAGAGUUGACUGCGUUCCAGUAUAACAAGUCAGAACACUUAAUGGGGUUUGCUCCAGUCAGGAUAGCUAUUAUUAGCAUUACCAGUUGAUAACGACACAUUACGGCAGUAUUUUGAGCAUACAAACACCACAACUUUCAGAUUCAGAAAGCCGACUUCAGGUGGUGGUCUAGUUGAAAUCAGAAAUUCCGAUUUCCCUUUCCAAAUUGAAUGCAGCAUAUAUUUUUAUGUUGUCAGUUUGACUUAAAGGGUAAAGAGGCAAUAGGUAAGGUUUCAACUGUCCUUUAGAAUAAACUGGUGAUUCCAUAUGAUUCAUAUAGAUGCUGAUAAAUACUGUUGAGUCAUUGAUUAAGACGUUUCAGAGAUUUCGGGUGUGCAAGGCUUUCUCUGUGUUUCUGGUUCUCUCUGUUUUGGAACAACUCUUCUUACUCCUCGGAGUCCAAAGACCCCACUGUCACCACCUCCAUCCCCUCUCCCACCCUGUGGCAUUUUCAACAAUGAAGGCUGGCACUGCAAGUGGGCCACUGGAAAAAAGCAAUGUUGUUAUCACCGUGUUUUGCAUGCUGAUUUGCUAGAUGCUUCUUUUGGAUCUCUGCUCUAAUUAGUUUCCUUGUGUCUAUUGGGAAAUGGAACUACAGUAUUAUUCAUGUGAAUUACAGUCUGUGUUGUUGGACUUCUUUCUGGCCACCAUAACAGUCAGUUAAUGCAACUUUAAAGACCUCACACUGGAUUUGUUAUUGAUUAUAAAAUCUAAUAACUAGAUUAGCAUCAAUCGCACAAGUCUUCUAUUAAAUGUUAACCUUCACAUUUCUCUCCCCGGCAAUUUCCACAGGAUCCUAUUCAUCUCUGCCUCCUACCUAAUGAUACCUUCUGUCUGCUCUGUGUAGUUUUAUUGCAUGGAGUCUCCUCACAUAAUUCUGUGAAUCUUAUUACUACCUUUGCACCUGCAAUGCACCAACACCAGUACAGUAGAUCUUGUUUCUUGUAUUUUAUACCCACUGCUAGAUGGGGCCUGGAUUGUUUUGGAACUUCCCUCCCAAGGCUGGCUGUACGGUUCCACAGAGCCUCCUGCAGACCAUGUUGCUCUCCAGGAUGGCAGGGAUGAAGGAGCAGCAGUUCACGGAGGAGAAGCCCCUGCUGCCGGAGCAGCGCGGUGUGGACUCAGACAUGCAGGAUAAAGGAGAUGAGGCAUCGGGGGGGUUACCGUGCCCCGCAAGCCCGGUGCCCCUUAACCACCCCCCUCCCCCCAGCCGCCCCACUCACCGCUGGCAUGUCAUCGCGCGACACUGGCUCCGCCAGACGCGCCGUCGGGCCAGUGGGGUCCUCCCGGAAAGCUGUGAACAGCUGAUGCCGGCAGGGGAUUGGAAGGAACACGAUGUGGAGACCCCUUACGGGAUGCUGCAUGUGGUGAUUCGCGGGGCACCAAAAGGGAACAAGCCCGCGAUCCUCACCUACCACGAUGUGGGACUGAACCACAAGCUGUGCUUCAACUCCUUCUUCAAUAACGAGGAUAUGCAGGAGAUCACCAAGCACUUUGUGGUUUGCCAUGUCGACGCCCCGGGACAGCAGAUUGGAGCGUCACAGUUGCCACAGGGGUACCAGUACCCUACUAUGGAUCAGCUGGCUGGGAUGUUGCCCACUGUGGUGCAGCACUUUGGGUUUAAGAGCAUCGUGGGGAUUGGAGUCGGAGCUGGAGCUUACAUUCUGGCCAAGUUUGCUCUGAUCUUCCCUGACCUGGUGGAGGGUUUGGUUCUGCUCAACAUUGACCCCAAUGGCAAAGGCUGGAUUGACUGGGCUGCCACCAAGCUGUCAGGUCUGACCAGCGCUCUGCCAGAUACGGUGCUGCCACAUCUUUUCAGCCAGGAGGAGCUGAUGAACAACACAGAGCUGGUGCAGAGCUACCGGCAACAGAUCAACAACACCGUCAACCAGUUCAACCUGCAGCUUUUCUGGAACAUGUACAACAGUCGGAGGGACCUGGAGAUGAAUCGCAGUGGCACGGUGAUCAAUGCAAAGACCCUGAAGUGUCCUGCGAUGCUGGUUGUGGGAGACAACGCCCCGGCUGAGGAGGGAGUGGUCGAGUGCAACUCCAAGCUGGACCCGACCAACACCACCUUCCUAAAGAUGGCUGACUCUGGUGGACUUCCCCAGCUCACACAGCCUGGGAAGCUGACCGAAGCCUUCAAGUAUUUCCUGCAGGGAAUGGGCUACAUCGCUUAUGUGAAGGAUCGGAGGUUGAGUGAAGGGCCAGUGCCCUCCGCCAGCAUGACUCGCCUGGCUCGUUCCAGGACGGCCUCCCUGACCAGCGCCGGCUCCAUAGACGGGUCCCGCUCUCGGGCCUGCACCCAUUCCGACAGCACCGAGGGAGUUGGCACCAUCACCCACACCAUGGAGGUGUCCUGCUAAAGGGUCGGCCAGCCAUUGAGAGAGAGAGAGAGAGAGAGAGAGAGAGAGAGAGAGAGAGAGAGAGGACGGAUGGGGUGUUGGAAAGAUGGAAAGGAUGAGGAGAAUGUGAAGUCAGACGUUGUAGAUAGAACGAAACAGGAAGGUGGAGACAGCUCUCUCUGUCUCCAUCUAUCUCCUUCAGAUCCCUUUGUCUGUCAUCUCCCCUCCACUGUAAGAUACCAUACGUGUUGCUACUAAUACCCCUAACCACACCUUGAAAUAGCCAUCUCAACCUCACCCCCAUCGCCCAGCACUGAAAGAUUUAGGCAACUGAUUUUGUUCUUGAAGUGUCAUUUUUGUGUUAGCUAAUUGUAUCCUCAUUCUUUGCCUGCAAGCCCCCCCCUCCACACAAAAAAGAAGUAACCCUUUCUGUCACCAGUCCAAAACAGCAAUAUAUGAAAUGAGCUGCUGUUAAUAAUGUUAUUUGGAAAUCUGUUAGAGAAGGUUAAAGUGCUUUUCUGUGGUACCUUAAUGAAAAAGUGUUAUGCAUCAGUAUAUUUUGGGAGCGUUUUUUUGUUGUUGUUGUAGUAUGGACAAAUUGUGAGGAUCUCUCUCUCUGUGUCGUUUGUAAGAGCUGGUUAUUUCUCUCCAUGAGGAGAACGGUAAGUGUCAGAGGAUGCGCGUCCAGAGUUUGACAGACAACAGAACACAGCCUAUCGUAGACGAGUGCACCUGUUGCUUAGAGAGGAUUUGUUAGGUUUUGUUUUGUUUAAGAGCAUAGCUAGAGCACACCACACGGAUUUAAAGCUGCACUCAGUGAGAUUUUAUGUCAAACUUGUAAAGUACUCUUAGAGUGCGAAAAAGUGAUAUCGUCAGCAUACAUGCGCAUCAGGCAAGCGCUAACCUCCUCUGCUGAGAAAUGAAGCCAUCGCAGAAGUGACAGAAACUGCAGUUCCUCAAAUGGCCACUUGAGGCGAGUCAAUCCCUGUAGACCUCCAUUUUAAAAUGGCCAACACCACAGCAGAAAUAAACAUGUUACAAUCCUGGUCCAAAAAACAGUUUUGGUCUUUAAAGCGUAUUAUUUGUUUAUGACAGCUGUAGGGCGGUGAAUUUUUAUAAAAGUCUCCCAUUUUAAUUAUAUUAAGGCUUAAACUUAUGUGUAAUUAAGUGUCUUUGGUCGCUUCGGAAAACUAUGGUUGACGUCACGGAGACUACGUACAUAUUUUACACAUGGUUUCAAGCCACCAGUCGUUAAGCGCACUGAGGCAUGAGAAAUGAAUGAUAUUAAUACAUCAAAUGUAACAAUUGUUGCAGCAAACUUACUAUGAAUCACUUGAUCAGUAAGCAACUCAGAGGUGGAAUUGGACUUGUAUUUCCAGACUUCAAUCACUCACUUUUUAAUCACUUUCCAAAGAGAGAAAGCUCAAUUCCAUUAGGCGUGAUGCUGUUUGGAGCAUCAGAAACAGGCUAGGCUGGUAAAAAUCACAUUAGUGCAAUGUUGCUGAGUGCAGCUUUAACCUGUGUCAUCUCACAUUUCUAACCAAAUGAAUAUAUAGUAUUUAUUAACAUGUAUAUGCAUGUGAAUGUGAACGUUAUCUUAGGGCAUUCUAGUAUCCAAGUAGUAUUUAGUAGAAUCACACUCUGACCCAAACCAAACUAGCCCAGGGGGGACCGAGGCAGGACCAGGCCGACCCAACAAACUCUUUUCUAGGGUCACCGCCAAACAACUGGCAGCAGCCUUCCCUUACAGUGCCCAGCCCCUCUCCGCGGAUAUACCAAAGCCCCCUGGUUUCAUGGCUUGGUAAUGUACAGUCUUCAUGUACCAUAUUCACCUUCUCCUGUUUCCAGUUUUACAAAGAAAAACCUUUGGUCCCCUCACACAAGGGGCGUAGCUUCCAAUUGCUGAGGUGUGCGCUUCCCUGAGGUGGCCUGUAAGGGGCGGGGCUUUUUUGGAGCCAUUUGUGCGCCAAGCUCGGAAUGUAGGCAACCCGCAGCCACCUUAAAGAAAAAAAAAAACCUUACCCCUAAAACAAUCACAAGGUGCCCCGGCUCUCACAGGCAAACCUAGUCGCACCCUAAAGGGCUAUCAGCUGAAGUCACUUUUUAAAAUGUUGGUAGUGUUAGUUGUGUUUCUGAGCACCAGGGGGCCCGAGAGACCAGCAGAUAGAAUUUUAUUAUUGUAUUUUAAAGCAAAGAAGACGAAAAGGUAUUUUUACCGAAACAUGGAGAGAGAUUCUGACCUGAAAAAAUAGUGAGUGAAUGAAUGUUAAAAGUAGAAAGAAUGGGAUUUCUGAUGAAGCUAGAGAGAUUAUUGUUGAAUUUAAUUUUGAAAAAAAGGAGAAAUUGGGUGACGAUAUUAGACAGCCAGAUCGGACACCUCAGUUACUCUCAGAACCUCAUGGGUGAAUUUCAUGACCACUGAAGUUUGCAUGUUCACCUCUCAGCGUUUUCUCUCUUUACGAAGCUAUUUUCUGCCAUAUACCGUACACUUAGGUUUCCUCCCACACGACUUCGACCCAAACUGCCCGGGGGGGAUCCUGUAUGUAUUUUGUCCUUCAUCGAAGUGCUGUACAGUAUUGUCAACCCGCACCUCUCAGAACCCCUCACUAUGGUUUGCACUUCUAUCCCUGCCCCGCGUCUUUGAUGUUUAACCCUGAACAUAAAAACCAAGCUCCUUCCUACUAUUCCUCAAGUCUACAAAUAGUGAAGUUCGGUAGCAAUGUGUAGAAAUCAAUAGCUCCUGUGAGCUGGCGCUCAAUCAGUUUGUGUAGACCUUGGUCCUCCUUGCACUUGUAGAUACUUUUCCUUUAUAGAGCAGGUUACCCAAAGCGAACACUCUUAACACACAACUUAAACAUGUUUCUGUUCCUCUUCCCCUGGAGUUUCUUUUUUUAUAGGUAACAAUAGGGUGUAACCUCAUCUUGAUAUAAUGAUAUUGUUUCAUGUGUACUACUACUACUCUUCUUCUUCAUACUGCCAUUUGUAUUGAGCAAUAAGUUCUUUUUUUCUCGUUUGGUUGUUUCAUAUUAUGGGGUCUUCCCCAUGAGCUUGUUUCUAUUCACAACAGUAGGACAGUAGAAGGACUCUUACCUACUUUGCUGUCAUUCAAAUGUGUAAUCAAUAUAUUAUAUACAAAUAAAUAUAAAAAAGCUGUCUCUGUCCAUGUAAUGAUCAAGUAACAAGUAUGAAAUAAAGACUUUAUGUCAGAAGUUA
Anarrhichthys ocellatus (wolf-eel) is the source of this 6577-nucleotide messenger RNA. It is a transcript of the gene ndrg4, whose product is annotated as NDRG family member 4. The coding region runs from base 1985 to 3385 and encodes 466 amino acids. The record is from RefSeq and is a predicted model, not a curated record. Lineage: Eukaryota; Metazoa; Chordata; Actinopteri; Perciformes; Anarhichadidae. The transcript is spliced from 18 exons.